CGCGUUACUUACUGUCGGUGACUUCGUGAAACCCGUUACAUGGGGAAGUUUGGACGAAGGCUCAAGUUAAAGCACGCUGCAGCCAUCAGACUUUAAACGGUCUAUGUUUUCACGUGUUUUACGUUUAGUGCCUUCAUUCGGUUAGUUGUCCUGAGCAAGACGUCAAAUAAAAAGAAGAACUAAAGCACUGACUGUUGGUGACCAGAGAUAAUUCUAACCAUAGAGGAUGAGUGAAGGCACUGAGCCAGGAACAAGUGCAAGUGAAGGCGAGGAGAUGCCUCAGCCCUUCUCUGUCACCAUCGGAGCUACAGUUCCCACAGGGUUUGAGCACACAGCCGCAGAGGAGGUGCAUGAAAAGAUAGGAGCAGUUGCCAGAGUUAGCAAAGACCGAGGCAGGAUAUAUUUUGAAAUGACAACGGAUAACCUUCCCAAGGUGCAUCAUCUAAAGUCAGUAGACAAUCUGUUUGUCGUGGUUGAAUAUUAUGAGAAUUAUCAGUUUAAAGACUCCAAGGAAGAGGCAUUAUUAGACCUCCAGCAGCUUGCACCUACAUUACCCUGGACCAAUGCUUUGGAGGUAUGGAAGAUGAACAACUCUGUCAAGAAGAAGAGAAGUCGGAGAAGAGGAGCUGCCACCUCCAAACCAAAACCAAGCAUUGAUGCAUCAGAGCCUGAGAAGCUGCAGGUUGAGCCUGAAGCUUCGCAGGAAAAAGAGGAGCAAGAAGAUGCUUGUGCUGAGCAGGAGACGAACCCUCAGAGAGAGCAGGAUUCUGAGAUGCAGGAGCAGGCUGAGAAUAAACCUCUGAAGUUCCGUGUGACAUGCAACAGAGCUGGAGACAAACACAGUUUCACCUCUAAUGAUGCAGCGCGAGACUUCGGUGGUGCUGUGCAAGAGUUCUUUCAGUGGAAGGCAGACAUGACCAAGUUUGAUGUGGAAGUGCUGUUGAAUAUCCACAACAAUGAAGUGGUGAUUGGCAUUGCCCUUACAGAGGAGAGCCUACACCGAAGAAACAUUACUCACUUUGGCCCCACCACUCUACGCUCCACCUUGGCUUAUGGCAUGCUUAGACUUUGCAAGCCACAGGUAUCAGAUGUGAUAAUAGACCCCAUGUGUGGCACUGGAGCCAUACCUUUAGAGGGAGUCAUAGAGUGGCCUCAUUCAUUCUUUCUUUCGGGAGACAACCAUGACAUGGCUGUCAGUCGAACAGUUAAUAACAUCAACCAUAUUGUGAAGAGAAGACAAGAUGGAGGCAGCACUUCUCCAGGUUUGCCUAUAGACACUGCACAGUGGGACUUGUGCCAUCUACCCAUGAGGACAAGCUCUGUGGACAUCAUUACCACUGACAUGCCUUUUGGAAAGAGAAUGGGUUCCAAGAAGAAGAACUGGGAUUUGUACCCCUCUUGCCUUCGGGAAAUGGCACGCGUCUGCAGGCCAGGGACAGGAAGGGCUGUACUGCUAACUCAGGACAAAAAAUGUUUUCAAAAGGCUCUUCUACGGAUGAGUGGGCUGUGGAGGAAAUCGCACACUGUUUGGGUGAACGUAGGCGGGUUGCAUGCUGGAGUGUUCGUGCUCCGGCGCACAGGGGCGAUUUUUGGCACCACUCCCGAGGAUGUAAGAGAGCCUCCAAGGGCGCCUGAGUCACAAGAGGAGGACACGCAGGAUAAAGUUUAAUAGAGAAGGUUAAUAUAAACCUAUGUAAAUGUUUAAAUACAGCAAUUCAAGGCCUACAAGCUGUUGGAAAUGUAUGCAAAUCAUAGCCUGUGAAAAAAAUGCUUUUUCCAACAGUUCCGUUGUAUUGUUCGCUGUUUUGUUUCUCCUAGGAUAAUGUAUUUCUUUCAAAUAUCUGGCUAAACAGAAGAUUUUGCAAAAGUACAAGUAUUAGUUUGUUAAAUAUUGAUCUACAGAACUAAAGCUUCACGUUGCUCUGAAACUGAAGUGCCAUCCUCCAUAUCUUCAAUAAAUGUUCAUUCAGUUCUCUUCAGUGGGUUAGAA
Colossoma macropomum (tambaqui) is the source of this 1990-nucleotide messenger RNA. RefSeq names its product THUMP domain containing 3 (gene thumpd3). Bases 227 to 1669 code for a protein of 480 amino acids. Gene Ontology annotation, molecular function: tRNA (guanine) methyltransferase activity; RNA binding. The transcript is spliced from 10 exons. NCBI's taxonomy places the organism in Eukaryota, Metazoa, Chordata, Actinopteri, Characiformes, Serrasalmidae. Gene Ontology annotation, biological process: tRNA methylation. The record is from RefSeq and is a predicted model, not a curated record.